Molecule: messenger RNA, 2256 nt
Organism: Meriones unguiculatus (Mongolian gerbil)
Lineage: Eukaryota; Metazoa; Chordata; Mammalia; Rodentia; Muridae
Gene: Leng1
Product: leukocyte receptor cluster member 1
Exons: 4
Coding region: 477-1259 (260 amino acids)
Source: RefSeq, a predicted model, not a curated record
CAGCCCCUCAGACCCAUUGUAAGCUCCAGUGACUUCAUAUAUCAAGCAAUGGAAUCGAAUCCCACGCCCUCCGCCACCGUGCCACAAUCUCAAUUGAGCCGUAUUAAAGAGCAACUGUAGAGGCCGCUAUGCGUUUUGAAACCCGGUCCUGAAGCCGUGGGCAGGGUUUGGGGAGGGGCCCGGUCCCUGUCUGUGGGAAGGGCUGGGUUCGGUUUGCUUGAAGGGCUGGCAAGGCGUUGCAUCACCAGCCUUUUCCAGCAGCGUCCGGGGUGGAGCAACUCAGGUUGCGGACGCUUAGGAUUGGCUGUGAUGGAAAGCCUCUCAGCCAAUCACUGCUAAGAAAGGCCAGGAAGGGGCGUGAUAAUUGCCUCAGAACCAAUGCACAGGCAAGGGUGGGACCAUGGGGCAGGGGCAUCCUCGCGCCAAUCGGAAGUGUUGGAGAGUGGGCCUGCUGGUCGGAAGUCGGCUCCCGAGCCAUGAAUAUCUUGCCCAAGAAGAGUUGGCAUGUCCGGAACAAGGACAAUGUCGCCCGAGUGCGGCGCGACGAAGCCCAGGCCCGGGAGGAGGAGAAGGAGCGCGAGCGGAAGGUGCUGCUCGCUCAGCAAGAGGCCCGUACAGAAUUCCUACGGAAGAAAGCCAGGCGCCAGCACUCAGUGCCUGAGCUGGAAGCAGCAGGUGCAGGAGUUCCAAGCUCUGGCCCUGUAGACCUGUUUAAGGAGCUGCUGGAAGAAGGGAAAGGAGUGCCAAGAGGCAAUAAAGAGCAUGAGGAAGAGAAGCGACAGGAGAAGGAGAGGCAAGAGAAAGCACUAGGCAUCCUGACCUACUUGGGCCAGAGUGCAGCAGAGGCUCAAACUCAACCUCCUUGGUACCAGCUCCCCCCAGGGCAAAGGAGUGGCCCUCCAGGCCCAAGCCCAGAUGAGAAGAUCAAGAACCGGCUAGACCCUUUGAGGGAGAUGCAGAAGCACCUGGGAAAGAAAAAGCACAGCAGUGAAAGUCAUCCCCCCAGAGAGGCAUGGCCUCGGAAACAACAGCCCAGAGGGCCACCGUCCUUAGAAAAGCUCCGUGCUGAACGUCUUCAGCGGGAAGCAGCUGAGAGAGCCCGAGCAGAGGCCUUGCUGGCCCGAGUACAUGGCCAGGUCUCCCAGCAAGGGCAGGCAGAAGAGGAAGAAACAGAUGAACGGAGGCGACGAUACAACUCACAGUUCAACCCCCAGCUGGCCCGGCGGCCCCGCCAACAGAACCCCACUCCUGCCCACUGACUCUUUGGGGGAAGAUAGGAGGCUGCAUCUGCCAGCCGUCAUAUAAAACUAUUUAUUCAUAAAUAUUUUCCAAAAUGAAAAUAGGUUUACCAAAAAAUGUCCCUCACUGGGGAGGGGAGGAGGGGGCAGCUCUCGCCCCCAGGGCCCCAGGGUAGGGCAGAGAGGAAAACCUCCCUGCCCCUUCCCUGCUUCCUGGGGGGGGAGGGUACCCAUGGCCUUGGGCCUCCCCCAGUCUUCCAGGGCAGGGCCCUCACCUGGGCAGGGGGAUCAGCAUGCGGGGGAGGGGUCAGAUAGAGGGGGCUGGUGUCACUGGAGGUCCCGGUCCUCCAGGUAGCGGUACUCAAAGGUGAAGCCUUCCUUCUUCCGCUGGCCCCACUUCUCGUAGUCAAAGUAGAUGUAGGUGCCCUGGCCGGGGAAGAAGGUGGUCAGUGAGUGGACGUGGAGAGGGGCUGAGAUCUGGGCCAGGCAGGUGGACAAGAGAGGCAGUUGUCAGGGGCAUCGAGGUACCAAGCUGAUUGUCCUACAUGUUUUCACUGUCACAGUGGAGAAGGAGAUGCAAAGGGCCAAGCAGGGUUUCUUUACAGCUUUGGAGGACCUCAGCUACAAAGAGCCACGUGGCCUAGUCUGAAGAAUGGGAUCAACAGGUGGCCUAGAAUGCAACAUAUGCAUCAUCUCCAUUCACGUGCUCUGCAGGGACAUAUACUUCACUAUUAACUGAGAUUCUGCAUAACGCGAUGCCCUGAGAUGUAUUAAUGUCAAGGACCAAACCACGGUGGGACAGGAAACCUGAGGUGAAGAACCUAGGUCGGGUGUCUGAAAUACUUCAAAGUGGUCUGGAAGAAUGUAGGGGACAAAAGAGAGUUCUGUGAGAAUGGAACCGAUGAGGGCCAGCUUGGCACCUGGAAGUGUAGGUGCGGAAAAUGUGUAUGGGGAAAGCCACUGUAAAACAAACCAACUGAAAGCAAUUAAAAAAAAUUCAUGACGCUCGCUCACUGUA